UUGAACACGGCAUUUUGCCCAAACCAGAAACCACAAAGUGUCACGCCGACAGAUCGCAACAUCCACAAUGGAACUUUCUUAUCAAUCUAUCAGAACCGCGAAUCAAGCAAGAGAGGCGGAUGAAAUGAGAACAGAGUCCAGAAGAAGAAAUCUACUCAUAUUAAUCUUUCAUCAUUUAAUGGAGGCAGGGUACAUGGAUGCUGCCAGUGCUCUGGAACAGGAUACCAAUGUCUGCUUCCGGCGGUUUGAAGUGUGUGACAAUAUAGACCUGGACACUGUGUUGAUGGAGUAUGAGAGUUACUACUUCAUCAAGUUCCAGAGAUAUCCCAAACUAACCAAGAAACUGCCAGAACCAGUUGAAAGUCGACAUGCAAGAAGUUGUGGAAAAAAGAGGAUCCCCUGCACUGGAGGUCAGCCCCUGCCCAGAAUAAACUCCUCCCACAGACCCCCCUCCAGGGGUGGAGUCAAGAAGACAGAACCCAAGAUGGUGGUCAAGGACGCCAGUAAAGCUGUUGGUGAGAACGGUGGGCGCUCCUCUCCUCCAGAGCCGACAGAGUUCGGCCUGAAUGUUUCCCCCAUCAUCAGGAACGGAGCAGGAGAAGGACAGAUGAAGAAGGGUCAGCUGAUUGACUGCAGAGGCCUUAUCCAGGAUGCAUCCAACAGUCUGUCAGAACCCAUGGAGCCUCUUCUGAAACCCCUCAGCGCCUUCAUUGGGAUGAACAGUGAGAUGAGAGAUCUGGCUGCUGUUAUUAGCAGGGACAUCUAUUUACAGAACCCCGCUGUGCGCUGGGAUGACAUUAUAGGCCUGCAGGCUGCCAAGCGAUUAGUCAAAGAGGCUGUCGUCUACCCUAUUAAGUAUCCACAGCUAUUCACUGGCAUCCUGUCUCCAUGGAAAGGUCUGCUGUUAUACGGACCUCCAGGUACAGGUAAGACACUGCUGGCCAAGGCUGUAGCCACAGAGUGUAACACCACCUUCUUCAACAUCUCAGCCUCCAGCAUCGUCAGCAAGUGGAGAGGAGACUCUGAGAAGCUGGUCAGGGUGUUGUUUGAGCUGGCUCGCUACCACGCCCCUUCCACCAUUUUCCUGGAUGAACUGGAGUCAGUUAUGAGCCAGAGAGGGACUGGAGGAGGAGGAGAGCACGAGGGCAGCAGAAGGAUGAAGACAGAGCUUUUGGUCCAGAUGGAUGGACUGGCCCGAUCUGAUGAUCUGGUUUUUGUCCUGGCAGCAUCUAACCUUCCCUGGGAGCUGGAUCAUGCCAUGCUGAGACGUCUGGAGAAAAGGAUUCUGGUUGGCCUUCCCUCUGGCAAUGCCCGACAGGCCAUGGUCGCUCAUUGGCUGCCUCCACUCAGCUGCACUGGAGGGGUGGAGCUACGCACCGAGCUGGCCUAUGAGAUGAUUGCACAGGCGACGGAAGGCUACUCUGGGUCUGAUAUCAGGCUGGUGUGUAAAGAAGCAGCCAUGAGACCAGUCAGGAAGAUAUUUGAUGCUCUAGAGAGCCACCAGCAGGGGAGCUGCAACAUGCCUGUCAUUCACCUGGAAACUGUGACAACAGACGACUUCCUGGAGGUGAUCGCUCACACCAAACCCUCGGCCAGGAACCUUAUAGACAAAUACACUGCCUGGGAGACUGAGUACGAGUCUGUGUGACACACUCAACAUAGCAAUAUACACAUGUAUAUACAGUGCCUUCAGAAAGUAUUCAGACCCCUUGACUUUUUCCACAUUUUGUUAUUUUACAACCUUAAUUUAAAAUGUAUUAAAAAUAUUUAUUUUUUUACUUUUUAUU
Molecule: messenger RNA, 1787 nt
Organism: Oncorhynchus gorbuscha (pink salmon)
Lineage: Eukaryota; Metazoa; Chordata; Actinopteri; Salmoniformes; Salmonidae
Gene: katnal2
Product: katanin p60 subunit A-like 2
Exons: 16
Coding region: 68-1648 (526 amino acids)
Molecular function (GO): protein binding; ATP binding; ATP hydrolysis activity
Source: RefSeq, a predicted model, not a curated record